GAUGUCAACUUGUCAUACCAAGAUCUGGGACACAGAUAUCAGCUUGAAAAUUUUGUCCGUGUUUUAAAGAGACUCAUUCGUGUGAAAAGACUUAAUCUUGCUGACAAUACUCUUACCAAUUUGCAGUCCGUUUCUUUGCCAAGAUGUACACACCUGACAUUGUGCAUGAAUUAUUUUGAACACUUUAAGUACCUUCCCAAAGCCCCACAAUUGAAGAUCUUAAACCUUGCUGACAAUCAUAUCCAAACUCUGGAUGGACUUGCAGUAUUAAGGAAGCGGACACCUCUGGAAAGUUUAGACUUGAGAGGUAAUCCCCUCGUCUUCACAGAGAAUUAUCGAUACAGAGUAUUCAAGACUUUACCAGAUUUAAAGGAACUUGAUGGUAUUCCAAAACUGUCAACUGACGAUACACAGGAAUAUUAUGGUGAUAAUGCAUCCUCCUGUGUAGUAUCUUAA
Messenger RNA from Saccoglossus kowalevskii, 456 nucleotides. RefSeq lists its product as uncharacterized. The record is from RefSeq and is a predicted model, not a curated record. Lineage: Eukaryota; Metazoa; Hemichordata; Enteropneusta; Harrimaniidae. Gene Ontology annotation, molecular function: protein binding.